Molecule: messenger RNA, 2346 nt
Organism: Podarcis raffonei (Aeolian wall lizard)
Lineage: Eukaryota; Metazoa; Chordata; Lepidosauria; Squamata; Lacertidae
Gene: AAR2
Product: AAR2 splicing factor
Exons: 4
Coding region: 151-1170 (339 amino acids)
Biological process (GO): spliceosomal tri-snRNP complex assembly
Source: RefSeq, a predicted model, not a curated record
UCCAACGCCGUUGCCGGAAGUUGCCGACAAGUGUUUCCAGGGGCUUGCUGGGGCGAGAGUUCCUCGAGUUUGGCGGCUGCGCUUCCCUUCCUCGGGGCGCGGAAGGGAGAUUUCUCAUAAGGUUGUAGUGUGACCAGGGGAGAAGCAGAAAUGCAGAUAGAUCAAGACCUGGCAAAGCGGCUCUUUUUUGAGGGCGCUACAGUCAUCAUUUUGAAUGUGCCAGAAGGAACAGAGUUUGGCAUUGACUACAACACUUGGCAAGUGGGCCCCAAGUUCCGUGGAGUCAAGAUGAUACCCCCUGGAAUUCAUUUCCUUCACUACAGCUCUGUUGAUAAGAACAAUCGCAAAGAGAGUGGCCCUCGCACCGGCUUCUUCAUGAACUUGCAGCCGCGUGAUCUGCGAGUGCUACACUGGGACCCCGUCAGGGAAGAAGUAGACCUUACCCCAGCUUCUGAAAAUGAGACUGAAGCAAUGAGGACUAACCUCCAGGAGAUGGACCAAUUUCUGGGUCCUUACCCAUAUGACACUCUUAAAAAAUGGAUUUCCCUCACUAAUUUCAUUAAUGAAUUUGUGAUGCAAAAACUACAGCCAGAAAGUGGACAGAUAUGUGCCUUUUCAGAAGUGCUUCCUAUUUUGCCUGGGAGGUUUACUAAAGAUCGAGUUGAACAGAACCUGCCCCGGUAUGACACAGAGUGCAAAAGCUAUGCAGAGGGGUUGGCCCGGCUGCCCAAAAUGCAGCUGAAAGCUGGCACUGAGAUCAGGUUUACAGAAAUACCUAAGCAAAUGUACCCUGAAGGUGCUACCCCUGAAGAAGUUACUAGGCAUAGCAUGGACCUUAGCUAUGCCCUGGAGACGGUGAUCAGUAAACAGUAUGCCAGCAAUUCCCAGGAUGUGCUUGGGGAACUGCAGUUUGCCUUCAUCUGCUUCUUGAUUGGGAAUGUAUAUGAUGCCUUUGAGCACUGGAAGAAACUCCUGAAUCUCUUAUGCAGGUCAGAGGAUGCCAUAGUGAAGCAUCAGGCCCUGUUCGUUAACCUCAUUUCGGUCCUGUACCAUCAGCUCAGUGAAAUCCCAGCAGACUUCUUUGUGGACAUUGUUUCCCAGGACAACUUUUUAACCAACACCUUGCAGAACAGUAUGCUGCAUUGGACAUCAGAGGUGCUAUUCAACUAAGCUGACUCAUUAUAAUGAAUGAGCAUGGCUAAGUUAAGUCAAUUUAUUCAAUGAGUCUUCUGUGAGUAAAACUUAGCUCAAUACCACCCUAAGGCUUCAGAUCCUUGCCCAGCCAUAAAGCUCCCUGGGUCACCCUGGUCAUUCACCAUUUCUUGGCCUAACAUAUGUUGCAGGAGUAUUGUCUGAAUAUGAUGGAUAACUCUGAAAUCACCAGGGAAAGGUAUAUAGGCAAUAAAAUUCCAAGGUGGGAAUGAUUUCUGUGUGCUUAUUUGCAAGCAAGAAGUGUGACACUAUUCUUGUACUAUUUUGUAUGCACAUUGUUCCCACACAACUAGCGAGGCUUUAAUUUACUUCCUCCUCCUUAUGGGGACAUAUGUACAAUUUUACUUUGACUGCAAUGUCAGAUACAGGAAUUAUUUGUAGAGCAUUUCCAUGACUUAGAAUGCAGCUGUGCAGUAUGCAUUUACUCAUUUAUCUCAGGCUUUCAGUGCUCACUGAUGGUUGGGAGGCGUUACAUUCAUAAAUGUUAAUAGCAAAUUUUUCUCAAACUGAAUUCUGGCAGAACCAUUUCCUUAUUUUAGUGACAUGUAUGCUGUGCUUCCCUCUUAUCACUUUUAUGGCUGGCCCAAACAUAGAGCUUUCUGGAUGUCAGAGAACUCGUUGAAAGCAUGAAUGUCAAGUAACAAUGUCAGGUUUUGUGUCUUUUCACCUUCUUAGGCAAGCCUUUUCCACCCUUGUUAUUAUAACUGGGAAAUAGAUCAUCUUGUACCUCUGAGCUUUAGGUGCAGCAUUCUUCUUAAUAAUAGUGCUUUAGUUUGGGCUGAAAUUAGAAAUUCUGGCCAAAGAAGGUAAUGCCAGUUGAGACUGAAUACUGUGUUACUAAACUGGAAAUGCAUUAACAUUGGCUUUUAAAAAAAAGAAAUUCUUACAUGAACGACAGAUAAAGAAAAUAAAGACUAUGUCUUGUGUGAGGCCAUAUAAAUUAGAAUGGCAAGAGAGGGGAAGAUAAGCACUUGAGGCACUGUGGGGUUCUUUGUGCGGGACAGAAUCUGUUUAGCUUGUGGAAGAGAAGCAUGUCAAAUAGGGCCUUUGAACAUUGGAAUCUGGAACUGUCUUAAGUGUUUUUAAACAUGUCUCCACAGUCAUGUGGGCUAGAAAUUUUGAUUUAUCUUAGAU